Molecule: messenger RNA, 1363 nt
Organism: Carya illinoinensis
Lineage: Eukaryota; Viridiplantae; Streptophyta; Magnoliopsida; Fagales; Juglandaceae
Product: transcription factor bHLH79
Exons: 6
Coding region: 168-1007 (279 amino acids)
Biological process (GO): regulation of DNA-templated transcription
Cellular component (GO): nucleus
Molecular function (GO): protein dimerization activity; DNA-binding transcription factor activity
Source: RefSeq, a predicted model, not a curated record
CUACCAGUCCCUUCCUCACUGUUCACACUCUAACAAACAGAUCACACACCCUGCUACCACUGCCUCUUCCCUCUCUCUCCCUCUCCUAUUCGAAGUUCUAUCCUCAAUUCGGAUUCGAAGUCCUAAAACCGGGUCGUGGGAAGUUGGAUGAAUUCGAGUCAGCGGGAAUGGAUCCUCCAUUGAUAAACGAAUCUUCGUUCUCUGCUGCGAACCCAUCCGCCUACAGCUUGGCCGAGAUUUGGCCAUUCGGUGCGGAGCCCGGCGGGGGACUGGGGCUUCGGAUGGGUAACUUGGGUCAGACACCUGGUGGGUUCGGGGACAGCUCGGCGAAUCGUGACGGGUCGGCCGAGGAAUCGACGGUUACGGAGCAGAGUGGCGGUGGUGAUAGGAAGAAGAGGAAAGAAGUGAGCUCGGAGGACGAGUCGUCGAAGAUGGUUUCCACUAGUAGUGCCAAUGACUUGAAUGAAUCAAAUGGUAAACGGAUGAAACUAUCUGGAUCCCGAGAUGAGAAUGAGGGUUCAAGAGCUGAAGUGGAAGCUAGUUCAACGCCUGGCAACAAGUCAGCUGAAGAAAGCACCAAACCUUCCGAGCCACCUAAGCAAGAUUAUAUUCACGUCAGAGCGAGAAGGGGCCAAGCUACUGAUAGCCAUAGUCUAGCAGAGAGGGCAAGGAGGGAGAAGAUCAGUGAGAGGAUGAAAAUUCUCCAAGAUUUGGUCCCUGGAUGUAACAAGGUUAUUGGAAAAGCCCUUGUCCUUGAUGAGAUAAUUAAUUACAUCCAGUCGCUGCAACACCAGGUUGAGUUCCUCUCGAUGAAGCUUGAAGCAGUUAAUUCAAGGAUGGGUAUGAACCCCGCUAUCGAGGGCUUUCCUCCAAAAGAUCUUGGUGCACAGCCAUUUGAUGCAUCUGGAAUGGUGUUUGGAUCACAAGCAGCAAAGGAAUAUGCUCAAAGCUCACAUCCUGAAUGGCUGCACAUGCAGGUUGGUGGUACUUUUGACAGAACAAUUUAAUCUCAUGGGCUUAAGCGGAUCAGGAGCAGGAUUCAGUUCGUUGUCCAUAAGUAAUGGCCAGCUUUGCCCUAGGUUUCUCUACAUCGGGUGCUGAAAUUUGUUUCCUGUAUGUUUGAAUGUUCCUAAAUUUUUAAUGUAAUAUCGUAUGUAGAAAAUCCUUUUCUUAAUGUAUCACCUAACUAGAUACGCUUUAGACAGUUUUCUUUGGUAUGCGGACAAAAGCUCUUAGGGUGACUUUAGUUCUCAAGCCAUCCAUGUAAGCAAAGAAUUGUGCUCUCUAGAAUUAUAAAUUCUCAUUCAUUGUUAAAGUAUGUUACUAAUUGAUAUGAUUUCGUGUUAAGCCAUAUUAUGCGAAA